UCAGCUGAUUGCGUCACUGAGUUUGCGUUAUUAAAACAAUAACGCAAAAACAAAAAACAAGUCGCAGUUCUGAUUCAGCUCCGUCAAUUUGGAAAUUAAAGCGUGAAUUUGAUCAAAAAUGAAGUUCCAAUACAAAGAAGAACAUUCUUUUGAGAAAAGGAAGACUGAGGGCGAAAAAAUACGCAGGAAAUAUCCUGAUCGUGUUCCAGUGAUCGUGGAGAAAGCACCGAAGGCCAGACUAGGAGACCUCGACAAAAAGAAGUAUUUGGUACCAUCCGAUCUCACGGUUGGACAGUUUUAUUUUUUGAUCAGGAAACGUAUCCACCUUCGGCCUGAGGAUGCGCUCUUCUUUUUCGUUAACAACGUCAUUCCUCCCACAUCUGCUACAAUGGGCUCACUCUACCAAGAGCAUCACGAUGAAGACUUUUUCUUGUACAUUGCAUUUUCCGAUGAAAAUGUUUAUGGUUAUUAAUUAAUAUCUUUACAAUUUUAAAACCCAUUUAUCGCCGUCAUUCGUGAAUAUGUCUGCAUAUGGCGACUAUUUAGGAUUAAGGCUUAGCAAUAUUGAUGUAUUAUGUUGUAAUGGUGAUAUUUGAUUUUUUUGCAUCUUCCACUUUUAUUUCCAUAUUUUAUGCAAAGUUGUUAUAAUUUUAGAAAUAUCACAAUUGUGGGCAAAAACAUUUCUUUGUUUGAUUAAGAGUGUAAUAAUUUCUGUAACAAAACAAUAAAGCUAUACAAAAAGGA
Papilio polytes (common Mormon) is the source of this 744-nucleotide messenger RNA. RefSeq names its product gamma-aminobutyric acid receptor-associated protein (gene Atg8). NCBI's taxonomy places the organism in Eukaryota, Metazoa, Arthropoda, Insecta, Lepidoptera, Papilionidae. Gene Ontology annotation, cellular component: cytosol; autophagosome; autophagosome membrane. Gene Ontology annotation, biological process: cellular response to nitrogen starvation; macroautophagy; autophagy of mitochondrion. The transcript has a single exon. Gene Ontology annotation, molecular function: ubiquitin protein ligase binding; GABA receptor binding. The record is from RefSeq and is a predicted model, not a curated record. The coding region runs from base 119 to 472 and encodes 117 amino acids.